Messenger RNA from Colletotrichum truncatum, 747 nucleotides. RefSeq lists its product as uncharacterized. Lineage: Eukaryota; Fungi; Ascomycota; Sordariomycetes; Glomerellales; Glomerellaceae. The record is from RefSeq and is a predicted model, not a curated record.
AUGGCCGCUGCCGUCACCGAACACCCGCGAUUCUUCCCCACACGCACCGAUGCGCUGGGCAUGGAGGACUUUGAAACAGCCUCCAUUAGAUCCGCUGCGCCGUCUUACUUCUCAGAUGCCCCUUCAUAUCACUCCAUCGCGCCAAACCCCGAACCGAUCCCUCCCUACUCGCCACCUGCGAACAACAACACAAACACUAGGACCGGCUCCACCCAGUACCCGACCUCUCUACUUCCUGCCGCCCCGACCCCCACCCGCUCCGGCAACUCCACGCCCCAGCCCCGCUCCGGCCUACCACCGAUCCCCCCGGCUCCCCCUGCGGUACCCCAGCUCAACCAGUUCCGCAUCCCGACCUGGUCGACCGUACACUCCAACCCGACCCUCAACAACGUUGCCCGCCGGCGUAUGAACCAGAGCGGCAGCGCCGACCCUGUCGCACACCUGCGGCGGUUCAUGUCUGAGCGUCUGGCCGAGGAGGAAGCCGCGCAGCGCGCAAGGGAAUUCCGUCCGCUCGAGGACCCAUACCUGGUUGGUGAAGAGGCCGCCUCGCGGGCGCGACAGGAGCGGCUUGCGAGGGAAUCUGGGGAGGAUAUUUUGUGGGAUGAGGAUCGCCGCUGGAACAGGUUUCUAGCGCAAAUGCAAACUUGGGAAGACCGGGACCGCAGUUCCUGGAGGAACAUACGCCAGAAUGAGCAAACAAGUCAGCGCAAGAAGCUGACCAGACGUCUCGCUGGACGUCUGUGGUAG